AUGAAAUCUCUGAUCUUGCUCGGCUCGGCGUGUGAUGACGUCAAAAUGAAUAAAACGCCAGAGUCACUUGAGUACCGCAAAAACAAGACGAUCGACUGGGUCCGACAAAUCAGCUCGCAUGCAGUCGAUUGGGCUGAGGCAAUUCAGGAGCUGUCUUGGCCAGAGUGUGCGACUGAGCUAGCGGAGGAACGGCUUUGGAAGAAAAAGCCAGCAACCGCCGACGAAGCGGCAUCGAUCGUGCGACGAGCGUACGAAGACACUGGACCGAAAGCGUGGGGAUAUCAAACCCUGGCUCACCCCGGUGAUUGGGUACCGGAAAGGCAUUAUGCAGUGCGCGCCAUAAACGGGACGUAUGCGAACGUGACAAACGCAGAGGGCUGGACGGUGCACGUGUUCAGAUACAACUUUGUGGACCCUGCAUUUUGCAAGAGAGUGGAGCAAGCGAAAAUUCGCCUACAAGAAGAAGAUUAUGCGGUGAAGCGAGCUUUGAGGAACAGCCUGGAUGUUUCGAGAGGCAGGGCUGAGUUAGCGAUCGACCGUUAUUUUGCACCAAUCGGUCUGGUGAGCGAGGACGCGUUUUCCGGGAGCUUCUUCUUAAUGGACAACCCUAUGCACUGCGAGGAUCAUGCGAUAGUCGGAAACUGCACUCUGGAAGCCUGCCCAACAAAUGGUACCCUCUCUGCAUCCCAGGAAUUGAUUGAAAACCAUUGGUUUCCAUGGCCAUGCCAGUAUCGAGCCUACCACCUAAUGGUC
Messenger RNA from Mesorhabditis spiculigera, 753 nucleotides. Lineage: Eukaryota; Metazoa; Nematoda; Chromadorea; Rhabditida; Rhabditidae. The record is from the annotation of a GenBank genome assembly.